CGCCCCCGCCUCCGCCGGCGGAGACCCGGAGCCGAGCCCCGCGCGGCCGGCCGCCCGCCGCGAUGUUCCCGCGGGAGAGCAAGUGGAACAUCUCGUUCGCGGGCUGCGGCUUCCUGGGCGUCUACCACGUCGGCGUGGCCUCCUGCCUCCGCGAGCACGCGCCCUUCCUGGUGGCCAACGCCACGCACAUCUACGGCGCCUCGGCCGGGGCGCUCACGGCCACCGCGCUCGUCACGGGCGCCUGCCUGGGUGAGGCAGGUGCCAACAUCAUCGAAGUGUCCAAGGAGGCCCGGAAGCGGUUCCUGGGGCCCCUGCACCCCUCCUUCAACCUGGUGAAGACCAUCCGCGGCUGCCUGCUGAAGACCCUGCCCGACGACGGCCAUGAGCGCGCCAGCGGGCGCCUGGGCAUCUCGCUGACCCGCGUCUCCGACGGCCAGAACGUCAUUCUGUCCCACUUCAGCUCCAAAGAGGAGCUCAUCCAGGCCAACGUGUGCAGCACGUUCAUCCCGGUGUACUGUGGCCUCAUCCCUCCUGCCCUGCAAGGCGUGCGCUACGUGGACGGCGGCAUCUCGGACAACCUGCCGCUGUACGAGCUCAGGAACACCAUCACCGUGUCGCCGUUCUCGGGCGAGAGCGACAUCUGCCCCCAGGACAGCUCCACCAACAUCCAUGAGCUCAGGGUCACCAACACCAGCAUCCAGUUCAACCUGCGCAACCUCUACCGCCUGUCCAAGGCGCUCUUCCCGCCCGAGCCCCUGGUGCUGCGGGAGAUGUGCAAACAGGGCUACAGGGACGGCCUGCGCUUCCUGCGGCGGAACGGCCUCUUGAACCGGCCCAACCCCUUGCUGGCGCUGCCCGCCGCCCAGCCCCGCGACCCCGAGCCAGCCGAGGAGACGCCUCGAGGAGAGGCCCCCUUGCCGCCACGGGGGCAGGAGGAUCACAUCCUGGAGCACCUGCCUGCACGGCUCAAUGAGGCCCUACUGGAGGCCUGCGUGGAGCCCAAGGACCUGAUGGCCACGCUGUCCAACAUGCUGCCCGUGCGCCUGGCCACCGCCAUGAUGGUGCCCUACACGCUGCCGCUGGAGAGCGCCGUCUCCUUCACCAUCCGCCUGCUGGAGUGGCUGCCCGACGUCCCCGAGGACAUCCGGUGGAUGAAGGAGCAGACGGGCAGCAUCUGUCAGUACCUGAUGAUGCGCGCCAAGAGGAAGCUGGGCAGCCACCUGCCCGCCAGGCUGGCGGAGCAGGGGGAGCUGCGCCGUGCACAGUCCCUGCCCUCCGUGCCGCUGUCCUGCAGCCAGGCGCUGCCCCGCUGGAUGCGCAACAACCUCUCGCUGGGGGACGCGCUGGCCAAGUGGGAGGAGUGCCAGCGCCAGCUGCUGCUCGGGCUCUUCUGCACCAACGUGGCCUUCCCGCCCGACGCCCUGCGCCUGCGCGAGCCCGCGGACCCCGAGCCCUCUCUGAGCGCCCCCGGCCUGCCCCAGCCCCCUUGCUGAGCCGGCACUCCCUCCUCCAGAGCGGGAGUUUUGCUGUGAAGCCCCCACAGCCCCUUGCUGGCCACAUCGAGUGGGGCGGGGGCGGAGCACCCUCCCUGGCGCCUCGCCCCUCCCACCCCCCCUGAGAACCGUGCACCUGCGCCUCCUUCCUGGCUUUUCCCGCUUCACAGAACUGUGUGAACAAUUAUUUAUUUUCGCCAAGGCAGACGUAAUAAAUGGCACAGCUUGGCUUCGGCCA
This is a messenger RNA of Lepus europaeus (European hare), 1731 nucleotides long. RefSeq names its product patatin like phospholipase domain containing 2 (gene PNPLA2). The record is from RefSeq and is a predicted model, not a curated record. The coding region runs from base 63 to 1493 and encodes 476 amino acids. Gene Ontology annotation, biological process: lipid homeostasis; triglyceride catabolic process; positive regulation of triglyceride catabolic process. The transcript is spliced from 9 exons. Gene Ontology annotation, molecular function: triacylglycerol lipase activity. NCBI's taxonomy places the organism in Eukaryota, Metazoa, Chordata, Mammalia, Lagomorpha, Leporidae. Gene Ontology annotation, cellular component: membrane; cytoplasm; lipid droplet.